AUGGUUUUAUGUAUGCUGCUAUAUUAUCUUAGAUAGUAAAUAAUAAGGUGGAUAUGAUUAAUGGCUCUCUAACUAGAAACUUCUCUUCUGUAGAUUUAUUAUUGUGUCGUUAGGCUUAUCAGGUGCAUUUUAUCAGCAUCAUUGAAGACAGUGCAUCGCAUAGGAUAAAUCAAUUGGCCAAAGGAAGCAGAAGAGUUUUCCUCUUGAAGCCCAAGAUUUAAUUAUAAAAAUUAUCACUCAUAUACCAAUAUAUUUUUUAUCCAAUAAUUUUUGCUUACUAAAGAGGGUAAUAAGUUUUUUUUUUCCAAUAUUUUUGCUUUCCACAAAGGGAUUAAUUAAAUAAAAAUGCUAUUUUAUCUAUGGCCUUGGUUUACUUUAUUCUUUGUAGUCUACCAUUUAAUUUUUAGCACUUGGUGAGCCUUAAGUGUCUCUAUUGGAAUCGCAAUUUCCUUAUUGAACUUGGAAAUUAUGAUGAAUAUGGAUAAAUGAAUAAAUAAUCGGUUUAUUCAGCUUUUGCUUCUGUGCUUUUCUAUAUCAGUUUCAUACUCCUUAUUUAAUGACUUCCUCCAUGAAGGACCAGAAAAAAUAUUUGAACAGGUGAAACAAAAUUUAAUAAAUUUUAACUUAACUUAA
Blepharisma stoltei is the source of this 633-nucleotide messenger RNA. NCBI's taxonomy places the organism in Eukaryota, Ciliophora, Heterotrichea, Heterotrichida, Blepharismidae. The record is from the annotation of a GenBank genome assembly.